AUGAGUCCAUCGGGUUGGUCAGGCGAUGCUGAGGCAAAUGGAGAGGCAUAUGGAGGCACUCGGGGGAUUCCUCCUGCUAGCGCUCCCUCUCUCUCUGUCUCUCAGGUACAAGAUGAGGAAACACAGGACAAGAUACGGCAGCCUGUCAGCAAAGCAAUUCAGCGGAACCGCCUUAAAAUGGUAUUAAAAAACUUGUCGCUCUUGAGGCUACUCAAGAACUCAAACCCCCGGAACCAAGAACUGUAUAACCUGGCCAAGAGAUGUUGGAAUUCAAGGCUCAGAGUUCCGAAGGUCCUCCUCAUCUCCUCUGGGAACAAGGCUGUGGGCGAUAAAGUGGACCAGAAUACUAAAGAGCCCCGGAAGGCUAGGUGCUCCAAGAAGAAACUGGAUUCUAAGAAGUUAAGGUCUAUAGGGAAGCCUAAGGAAUUGAAGUCUAAGGUGUGGUUGGGAGUGAGGAACAAGGCCCAGCAGUCACGUGCAGCAGUGCCAGAAAGAGAAGAACAGAUGGAGUCUGAAGCCCCACAGACAUCAAAGGAUCAUGGCCAGACCACUUGCCCUGGAGCCCGGGGGAGGCAAAUACCCACUGGGGACCCCCAGGUUGUCUUCCUGAAGACCCACCAGCAGAGAACUCCCACGGGGGACAUGGAGCAGCUGGAAGUAGCUGACCGGUGGGUCUGGUAUGAGGGGCUGCCCACACGAAUCCACCUCCCAGGGCCCCGAGUGAUGUGCCGAUCAUCCACCCUGCGCUGGAUCAAGCGCUGCUGCACCCGCUUCUGCUCUGCAUCACUUGAGCUGCCUAUGUGCCAUCCAUACAAGGUGUGACAACGCCACUGCCAAGCCAGGGUAAGUCACGGGCCCCAAGCCAGACCCAGAGCUGGGCCUCAGAGUUAGUGGGCUCCGGAUCCAGAGUCUUGGGGGCUGUGGCUGGCAGUGCUGGGAGGCCCCAUCUCUACGCCUAGAAAGGGAAGCUCAGAGAGGGGGAAACCAUUGACCAAGGCCACACGGCAGAGUAGUGGCGAGGCUGGAGUCCCUCAGGAUCCAACUGGGGGCUCUGGGGAAGGAGCGGUACACCCUUGGGCUGUGGGUUCAGAGGUGGGUCAUCUCUUUGGCUGGAGGCCUCAGGAAGGGCUACAACUGCUAUGGCUCAGAAUCUCAUAGAAAUCUGAGUAAGCGAGUUUAGGAAUUUCUAAAUGUGGGGGAGUGGUCAAGUAGGGCUCUGCCACAUCCCAUCCCUCUCAAACCAAAUCAAUUCUUCCGUUUGUUUUAUUUAUUCGUGCUUCAAAUAAGAUUUACUCUGAAAAAGUUCCUUGAUAAAAGUUCCUUGGCUGCAUAUAUAUAUAUCCAGCCACUCCAUGAGAGAAUUCAGGUCCCAAGAAAGGAAGCGGGUGAUGGGCUUGGGGGGUCCAGCCAAAAGGGAGGCUUCCCCUUCACAAAACUCUCAUCUCCAACCUGCCAGACAACGCAGUGCGAUCCCUAAGCCCUCUCCCUGGACGGCAGCGCCCCCUGGGGGCAUCCUUAGCUCCUAACACCGAGGUCUCUGCUCGCAGGUGGUGUGAUGGGAGCCGGAGUGUCAGCAGAGGGCCGAGAUCGUGCUAUCAUCUAAAAGGGGAGGUUGGAUGGGAAAAUUCGGAAGAAAAGAAAUAAAAUCUCCCAUAUAGCACUGAAAAAUGCUAUUGCUGCCUCUGCCUGUCUGUCUGGGGCUGGAAAGGCUGGAGGAAGGAGGCCCUCAGCAGAGGCAGGGAGAGAGGGUGCAUUACAUCCUCAGGCUUCUGCCACCCCAUUCCUCAGCCCCUCAGGUCAGUCUAGAACCCAGAACAAAGAAGCCAGCAAGCUGCUCCCCUCCCCACCUCCACAAACUAGCCUCCUGAGUGGUGUACUCUAUGAAGUCAUAGAAAGGGAACAUUUUUCGGGUGUGUCCUGGGUGCCAGGUGCCUCACAAUAGCCUUGCAAGCCGAGAGGAGGAAACCGCGGUGCGAGAUGGGAGGUACUUGCCCAGGCUCACACCGCUGGGAGCGGUGAAGCAAGAACGCUAAUCUAGGUCUCCUGGCUGCUCCCAUUUCCUUUUCCCAAGAAAGGAGAAAGGUCCAACGGAGCUUCCAGCCGGUCAGGCACAUGCAUUGCACCCUGGUUAUCACAGCCUCGGGUGUCAAUAAAUGGGUACUGCUGGGCCCCACCUGAGUCACGGAAAGCACCGAGUCAGGCGGAAAGCUGGUACUGUGCCCCUACCGCUCCCGUGUGACAUGGCGCGUCCAUCAUCCAACUCCAAGCCUUGGUUCACCCUCCCAGUCGGGGUCAUCCUCUGUAGAAACCAUAGGGCCCUGAACAUGCAGUUGCGGGGAGGAAAGCCCGGGCUUUCUCCAGACAAAGACUAUCAUCCUCUGCAUUCCCCCAGAGGCAAGACUUAGCAGAGCGGGUGCCCUCGGGAAAGCAGCCAU
This is a messenger RNA of Pteropus alecto (black flying fox), 2435 nucleotides long. RefSeq names its product TP53 target 5 (gene TP53TG5). The coding region runs from base 1 to 822 and encodes 273 amino acids. The transcript has 4 exons. The record is from RefSeq and is a predicted model, not a curated record. NCBI's taxonomy places the organism in Eukaryota, Metazoa, Chordata, Mammalia, Chiroptera, Pteropodidae.